UGAGCCCAUUCAAGGCAGGACUGAAAAUGUGUCACACCUUUCCCUGGGAGCCCAGCCCCAUUGCCAGGAAAGGCCUGACUGCUCCCCAGCUGAUCUCAUAAAAACACCCCAGACCUCCAGCAGCUCCAGGAGUCCGAACACCAGCCGUGGACCAAGGCCUUACAGGUGCCUGCAGCCAUGUUGGCCCUCAGCCUGCUCCUACUGGGUCUGCUCUCUGCAGUGGCACCUGCCAGCUGUCAACAAGGUCUGGGGAACCUUCAGCCCUGGAUGCAGGGCCUUAUUGCGGUGGCCGUGUUCCUGGUCCUUGUUGCGAUCGUCUUUGCUGUCAACCACUUCUGGUGCCAGGAAGAGCCGGAACCUGGGAGCAUGGUCAUGAUCGUUGGAAACAAGGCAGAUGGGGUCCUGGUGGGAAUGGACGGCAGAUACUCCUCAAUGGCGUCUGGUUUUAGGUCCAGUGAGCACAAGAAUGCCUUUGAGAAUGUUCUGGAGGAAGAGGACAGGGUCCGCAGCACACCCAUGUGACAAGCUCAUCGAUGGCCCCAGUCCCCAGGCUCUAGGGCACAUAGAGCUGGUGCCCACCACUUCACCCAGUCACUGCUCUUCAGGAAUCUAUUAACAGAAGCUGCCCCUCUCAUCUCUUUUGAAUCACAGCCAUCUCAGUCUAGGGCUCAGACCAAGCUGAGCACAGAAUGUGAUGUGGCUCCGGGGUCUUCCUGGGGUCUUCCACCCAAUUCUGAGGAGCCUUAUAAAGAGACACCCAGCUCAGCCCCCCUUUUCAACUCCCUCCUCCUGCAACCAUGGAAGUGACUCUUAUUUCUGGGAAAUAAAGACUUUUUAUACUUUCAGGGCAAAGGCUCAGA
Peromyscus leucopus (white-footed mouse) is the source of this 860-nucleotide messenger RNA. It is a transcript of the gene Pdzk1ip1, whose product is annotated as PDZK1 interacting protein 1. NCBI's taxonomy places the organism in Eukaryota, Metazoa, Chordata, Mammalia, Rodentia, Cricetidae. The transcript has 5 exons. The coding region runs from base 178 to 522 and encodes 114 amino acids. The record is from RefSeq and is a predicted model, not a curated record.